AUGGCGUACCUUACCAAGUUCGGCAAGCGAAAAGAAACUGGCAAUGGGGAGGGAUCCUCUGCGCCGCCUGAGAUUCGAUGCCAGUGUGGCGACAAGUCGUACGGCGAGCAGGCAAUGAUCAAGUGCAAUUUCUGCUUUACGCUGCAGCACUGGGAAUGUUACGGCUACAAUGCCGAAGACGACUACCGCAUCCCCGAACUCCACGCCUGUUACGACUGUCUGGUCCCAUCGAUGAUGCCCGACAACCCGGGCCUCCUCGCAGAAAUGACCAACGUGGUUCUGUUGCGUAAGGGUGUCGCGCUCAUCCUCAAGGAGGGUGUUUCGAAUCUGAACUCGACUUUUGCCGAGAAGCUUCACUGCACCGAAGAGCAAGCCCGAGAGAUCGUCUACCGACUGCGCAAAGAAUACCUUCUGACCCCGACACGCGGCUGGAAUCUUCCUGGCUUCUGGACACAACAGAAGCCCAAGUUCACUUUCGUCAAGAGCCUGCAAUCGGUCCAGUGGGUGGUCAGACAUGUCUUGGACCCCAUGCUGCACAUCAAGGACUGCUACGAAGCACCCAGUCCCGCGCAGCGAUGGGAAUGGAACAAGGCCAGGAGACGGGCCGAGAUGGAGGAGACGCUGAAGCGAAAGCGUGACAGCGAUGAAAGCGCCGAGUCAUCUGAGUCGCCCGAGCAUCCGUCCAAGAAGGCCCGCACCGAGGAGACUAAGGAAGCUUCGCCGGCGAGACGUACGACGCCUCACUCUCGCCUCUCGCCUCCGUCACAAAGCCACAGUCCCGCUGAUCCCGCCGCGAAAACCGAAUGA
Molecule: messenger RNA, 807 nt
Organism: Penicillium alfredii
Lineage: Eukaryota; Fungi; Ascomycota; Eurotiomycetes; Eurotiales; Aspergillaceae
Exons: 4
Coding region: 1-807 (268 amino acids)
Source: RefSeq, a predicted model, not a curated record